This is a messenger RNA of Physcomitrium patens, 3450 nucleotides long. Its product is annotated as acyl-coenzyme A oxidase 2, peroxisomal. NCBI's taxonomy places the organism in Eukaryota, Viridiplantae, Streptophyta, Bryopsida, Funariales, Funariaceae. Gene Ontology annotation, biological process: fatty acid beta-oxidation using acyl-CoA oxidase; lipid homeostasis. The record is from RefSeq and is a predicted model, not a curated record. Gene Ontology annotation, cellular component: peroxisome. Gene Ontology annotation, molecular function: FAD binding; acyl-CoA oxidase activity; fatty acid binding.
UGGAUUGUAAUCCACGUUUUUGAUGAGGGCUCAAUCACGGGAGCUUGUCUUCUGUUGCACGAAAGUGGAAGAGUUGAGGUGUCUUAGGAGCGUUUCCAAUAGUUAGGACAUUUCAUAGUUCUGAAAUUGAUCAUAGAAACCCGUAUUCUCAUGUGUAGUAGCGGAGUUGACGGGAUGAGUUAAGUCAGGGAUUAGUAGUUUCCCAGACGGAUUUCUGAUUUUCUCUUCAUUGAGUUGUGAUUUAUGUUCUGCAAAUUUUAGAAUAAGAAAUUGGUAGGUAGUUUGCAAGAUUUUCGGUUCUGGGACCUAUCGCACCGGAAUUGGUGCAGGAUAUUGUAUUCUUAUCGGGAGUUUGCGGUGAUAGAGUAGGUUUUUGUUUGAUUUGUAAAUGUUCGUCUCGAGGUGACGUUCACCGUUUCCCGAAGCUGGCUUUUAUUAUUUCCUCGUAGCUUACACCGGGUCUGUGUGCUGUCUGUGCUGUUGCUUCAUUCAACGAUCGGGUAGUCGCUUUCGCAGCUACGACAAUUUGUGUUCAGCAGACAGUUUGCGCCAGACCAGCUCACUGAGGGCCUCUUUCGAGUGAUACCGGCGCAGUCAGAAAUGCAGUAACUUCAUUUUCGAGAGCUCAAGUUUAGUCCAUCUCCUUCCUUGUUAUAUUUUCUUCUGGAGCAGCGUAGAGGAUAUAUUGCUUUAUAGUAAGACGAAGAUUGACUUGAAGAUGGCAGAUGGGGUUGAGGAACAGUUGAUUGCGAUGCGUGGGUUCCUUGAUGGCGAAGUGGCUCAAAGACGUCUUGACAGGCUCGCUUCGCAUUUCUCCGAAGAAAAUAUCUUAAAGGAAGAACAGCUGAGCAGAGAAGUAUGUGCAAAACUUAUCAGGCGGUCUGUAAAUUCCUCAGUUCUGGCUAGCCUCAUGGCAGGUUGCUAUCCAGCUGACAGGGAGAAGAUCUUCAAUUUUUUUAUCAACCGUCCGGACUUGGAGACUCCUGUAGAAAUUGCGAAAACUGAGCAUCGGGAGCUAGUGUAUAUGCAGUUGACAGCUCUUGUCAAUGAAGGAGGAGUAAAUGCUAUGAAAUAUUUGAUGGAGGACCCUGCGCGCUACUUUACAAUUAUGGAGGCGGUUGGUUUCAUUGAUGUAUCCCUUGGGAUUAAAUUUGGAGUACAGUUCAGUUUAUGGGGAGGCUCUGUAGUUAAUUUGGGAACUCAGAAGCAUCGAGAUAAAUACUUGGAGGGCAUUUCCAACUUGAAAUAUCCUGGAUGUUUUGCCAUGACUGAACUCCAUCAUGGUUCCAAUGUCCAAGGAAUUCAAACAACCGCUACAUUUGAUCGCAUGACUGAUGAAUUUGUCAUCAACACUCCAAACGAGGGAGCAACGAAAUGGUGGAUAGGUAAUGCUGCCGUUCAUGGGAAGAUAGCGUCAGUUUUCGCUCGACUACAGCUGCCUUCUCCUGAUUCCCACCUGGACACAGACAUGGGCGUUCAUGCUUUCAUUGUUCCCCUGCGUUCAAUGGAAGACCAUUCUGUGCUCCCCGGAAUUGAGAUACGCGAUUGUGGCUACAAGGUGGGAUUAAAUGGAGUUGAUAACGGAGCCUUAAGAUUCCACAACGUUCGUAUCCCUAGAGACAACCUUCUGAAUCGAUUUGGGGACGUCUCUAGGGAUGGGGAGUACAGUAGCACACUACCGACUAUCAACAAACGGUUUGCAGCAACAUUGGGGGAGCUUGUUGGUGGAAGAGUGGGUUUGGCUUACGGUUCUGUUGGAGUGCUAAAGGCCGCCUGCACCAUUGCUAUCAGGUAUUCAUUGAUAAGGCAACAGUUUGGACCCCCGAACAAGGAAGAAAUCAGUAUUUUGGACUAUCAAUCCCAACAGCAGAAAUUGAUGCCUAUGCUUUCGUCAGCAUACGCCUUUAAUUUUGCUACGGAAUACCUGGUGGAGCGUUAUGCCGAAAUGAAGAGGACCCAUGAUGAUGACAUAGUUGCUGACGUACAUGCUCUCUCCGCGGGACUCAAAGCAUACAUCACAUCCUACACCGCAAAAUCACUGAACACUUGUCGAGAGUCCUGUGGUGGACACGGCUACGCAGCUGUAAAUCGCUUUGGCUCGCUUAGGAAUGAUCACGACAUCUUUCAAACAUUCGAAGGAGACAACACUGUCCUUCUACAACAGGUGGCAGGAGAUCUGCUGAAACAGUACAAGAGAAAGUUUGAAGGCGGAGCGCUGAGUGUAACUUGGACCUACUUGAGAGAUUCCAUGACUACUUACUUAUCCCAGACAAAUCCCGUCGUUACACAUCGAGAGGGUUAUAGCCAUUUACGUGACCCUCGGUUCCAGCUUGAUGCCUUUCAGUAUCGCACUGCAAGGUUGCUGCACACGGCAGCACUGCGGUUGAGGAAGCACUCCAAACGAUUGGGCAGCUUUGGGGCCUGGAACCGCUGUCUGAACCACCUGCUCACGUUGGCGGAGUCCCACAUUGAGUCAGUGAUCCUAGCGAAAUUCACCGAGGCGAUUGAAAGAUGCGAGGACAGGAAUACGAGGAAAGUGUUGAACAUGUUGCGCGACUUGUACGCGUUGGACCGAAUUUGGAAGGACAUCGGCACCUACCGCAACCAAGACUACAUUGCUCCAAACAAGGCCAAGGCCAUUCAUCGACUGGUUGAGUAUUUGAGCUUUGAACUGAAAGGUGUAGCCGGUUCUCUGGUAGAUGGGUUCGGCAUCCCUGACGUACUUUUGCGCGCCCCGAUCGGGUUGCAGUCGGGUCAGUAUACCGAGUACUCCCAUCACAUCGGGUUUGAGUAGGCCAGCUUGUGGGAGCCCCACAAGGCGAAGGUAAUAACAGGUUAGGCACCGAUAUUCGUUAGUAUACACGAUACUGAAGAAACCUAGCAAUCAAGCGUGUCGAGGUGUCUGCAGCUGCAUGCUGGAAUGACAACGAAGGCGGAAAGAAAGUAAGUCCAACCUUUUGUGGGCGCUGCUGAAUUAGGGUGCUACAAGAAGAUGAUAACAGACUAGGAGGUUGAUUUUAGAUUGAAGAUGGCCGGUCUUGCUUGUGAGGGGCACAACUGUGCUUCAGGAGUUGGGUUUGGGACGGGCAUUUUGCUGGAGGUACUCGUCAUGCAGCUUCGUCGCUUGCCUCACAAAGUCUUCUUGUUGUGUAGCAUUUAACGCUGGACAUGACCGAAGGAAUUGUCUGUAGUUUUGUGCUGCAAGCUGUCCAUACUAAGAAUCCUCUUCAAGCUGAGCUUUUAGCCUGCAAAUUUUGGUAAACUGUACUUGAGUUUUUCAUGCUUUUUGCGAGCUACCACAAUUGGAGAAAGCAGCACAAGUUUUCCAUACGUUUAGAAACGACCACAAUUAGAAGAAGGAAGAUAAUUGGAGAAAGAUAAUUAGAGAAAUCAAAAUGUCUUAGUUGACAUGUUUAUUAAAAUUUCUCGAGAAGGUGGUUUAGAUGUUCA